AAAUACUUCAUUGUAAACAGAGUUCGACAACAGUUGAUCGCCAGUAAUCGUAUAAUUAACAGUUUAACAGAAAAUCUUACAGGAGAUCCAAGAUGUUUAAGAUCAUCGCAUUGGUUGCCUGUUUGGCUGUCGUUGCCUCCGCCCAGUACUACGGAGGAGAUCACGGCCACCAUCAUGAAGAUUAUCAUUCGCACCCGAAAUAUAAGUUCGAAUAUGGUGUCAAGGAUGGACACACCCACGAUCACAAGAGCGCUUGGGAACACCGCGAUGGAGACCACGUGAAGGGACAGUACACUCUGGAUGAGGCUGAUGGCACCCAUCGCGUUGUGGACUACAGCUCGGACCAUAAGGGAGGAUUCCAGCCUCAUGUUCAGCGCAAGGGACACGCUCACCACCCACAUCAUGGAGAAAGCUACGCCAAUAUUGAGCAGCAUUAUUGAACAUUGAGAACUGUGAUGGAUGCUUUGUGAAAUGACUGUGAAUAAAUAGCGCAUUGUGAUCAACUUGAA
Armigeres subalbatus is the source of this 509-nucleotide messenger RNA. RefSeq names its product cuticle protein 19-like. The coding region runs from base 93 to 440 and encodes 115 amino acids. Gene Ontology annotation, cellular component: extracellular matrix. The transcript has 2 exons. NCBI's taxonomy places the organism in Eukaryota, Metazoa, Arthropoda, Insecta, Diptera, Culicidae. The record is from RefSeq and is a predicted model, not a curated record.